Alligator mississippiensis (American alligator) is the source of this 3023-nucleotide messenger RNA. RefSeq names its product joining chain of multimeric IgA and IgM (gene JCHAIN). Gene Ontology annotation, cellular component: pentameric IgM immunoglobulin complex. Gene Ontology annotation, biological process: humoral immune response. The transcript is spliced from 4 exons. Gene Ontology annotation, molecular function: immunoglobulin receptor binding. The record is from RefSeq and is a predicted model, not a curated record. Lineage: Eukaryota; Metazoa; Chordata; Crocodylia; Alligatoridae. The coding region runs from base 1000 to 1479 and encodes 159 amino acids.
UGUGUUCCUGUGAAUCCAAAAAUAAAGAUGUUAGAAGGUGAAGGAACGUACUGCUAGUAAUGCUGAGGCACUUCAGGGAAUGAGUCAAAUCAUAUAUGAGGGGAAAUACCAGUGGGCAGGGCUCUGGAGAGAUGUUCAGGAGGAAGCUGCAGUGCUGUUCUCAGCUCUGCUCCUGGCCUGCUGCCACGUCACUUCUUUGUGCCCUCUUACACUUCCCACUCUUUGAAAUGGGACUGGCUCUUUAUGUGCUUGUACAGCACCUAACACAGGGAGGCUGUAAUUCUAAGGCUUUUGUGUUACACUGUAAUAGUAGCCUAAAUAAGUGGUUUUAUAGUCUGAUUUAUCAGGACUAGAAGCAGGACCCAUGUCCCCUUGCUUACUGGGGAAUGAUCCUGUCUCAUAGAAACACAGAACAGUAUGGCUGGAGGGAAGUCAUCUAGUCCAACCUACGCUGAAGGCAGGAUCAUCCAUGACUAAAGUCAUCUCAUGAACAGAGAGGUAGUUAGCAAUGUUCAUUUGAAGUCAGGCAUCUGAUCUUACAGAAGCUUAUCUCUGGUUUAGGUAGUCUAUAAGAUACAAAUCUAUCCUGUCUUCUGCUUAAAUCAUCUCAGCUAAGUGUCUUAACCAUGUCUCAUGGUAUAAAGCUCAAUGUCCUAGCCCAGCGUGUUACUAUAAAGGCAUCCUCAGUCCAGGAAUGAAUAAGGUGCAUAGCUUCCUGUCAGCUUUAUGAUGUUGUUACUUCCUCACGAACCAGCCAACUAAAGCCUGUAGCAAUUGUUCAACCCAUCUGUACGGAUUUGAAAGAGCAAAACUGUUUUUUGAGCAUUUGACCAACUGUAGUGUCUGGUUUCAAAACCUCCAACCACAUCUUACACCAGUGUUAGUGUGAGCAGGCUGGACUAUUUAUUUUAGGAAACAAAUAGCUCUGUCAUUUGCACAUACUCUUAUAGGCAGAUGACACCCCUCUAACCCACGUUCUUCAAAAGAAGAGAAAGCAGGAUGAAGAUCUCUUUGUUACUGUGGGGAGCCCUGGCACUUUUCUUGGGGGCCAUUCUUGCAGCAGGUUACGAGGAUGAGGAGUGGGAAGAGCAUGUCCUGGUCGAUAACAAAUGUCAAUGUGUCCGGGUGACCUCUAAGUUUGUCCCUUCCAAAGACAAUCCUCAGGAAGAAAUCUUGGAGAGAAACAUCCGUGUCAUAGUCCCACUGAAGAGCAGAAUGAACAUCUCUGACCCUACCUCUCCACUGAGAACCACUUUUGUCUACCGACUGUCUGAACUCUGCAAGAAAUGUGAUCCCACGGAAAUCGAGCUGGGUGGCCAGAUAGUUACUGCUCAGCAAAGCACCGACUGCAGCAAAUCAGAUACGUGCUAUACCUAUGACAGGAACAAGUGCUAUACCACAACCUUCCCAUUUGCCUAUGGUGGUCAGACCAAGAACAUUGAAGCUGCCCUCACACCAGCAUCCUGCUAUGCCGAUUAGAUCACUCCAGUGCUGUCAUGCUGCCUGUUGAAACUAUGCCCUUCCCCACAAAAAUACUUUUACAUUAGUGCCCUAUUAGCCAGAGAAACUGCGUCAGAAAUAUCAGGGUAAUGCAGCGCCUGUUCCUGACAGUUAAUGAUCUUCAUGAAAAAGGUUGCUGUCUUUCCAUGGUACUUGUUGGUGAUAAAAGAUUCUUGUGUUACUUCCCUGGCCACUUGUUUCAAAAUGAAUAAUUAAACCAAUUAUACUUUGGGAGCAAACUCCCACACUGUGGGCCAGAUGCUCAGCUGGUAUAAAUCAGCAAGAUUCCACUCCCAUGCAGUGGAUCUAUACCAAUUUAUGCCAGUCGAGGAUCUGGCUAUAACAUCAUUUGAUCCCUUGUUAAGCAAAACUGUCAAAGAAGUCAAUGGGACUUUUGCUACAAUAGGGGAUGCAGGACUUGGCCUUCUCAGUGCAUAGGAACAGUGUAUCCAAGGCAGCAGGCAAGUGUUCAUAUUCAGAUUUCUCCCCUCUCUUUUCCAAAGCAAUUUUUCCAGUAUCUUAGUUAUAUUAACUUAGAGAAGACCUUUAGCUCAGAGUUAAUGCUACUACACAUAAACUCUAGACCAGUGCAUAAUUUGAAGUAGCCUCUUUUUUGUAUUCCUUUGGAAAACCCCAAAUGAUUUUACAUAAUCUAAAAUAAUCCUUUGCAAACUUUAACCAACAGUAUAUUAUAUUACAGUUUAAUUUUCAAAGUUAGCAGAUUUGGUACUAUCAUAAACCAAAUGAUAUCCCACUAUAAGUUAGGAGGGAAAGCAGUAGAGUGGAGCUUGCAAAGACAGGCAGAUUUGAAUAUCUAAUUUUAAUUAAGUUUUAAUGAGUGUCCCAGUCCUUUAUGCAGCUUUGAAAAAAUCACAUCUUUAAUAUAUCCUGACCUGUUUAAAGAAGAUUGAGUAUGCUGCAGCUCUUAAGUAUUUUCAGAUAAUGCCAAAACACCCAAUAUUAUAGGAAAGAUUAAUUAAUUUUGACUUAUUUUAGAGAUCAAGCUACCAACCAACGGUAUUUCACUAUUGUGAAAUUAUCAGUACUUGAUCAAUAUUAAUGUUUUUCUCAAUUGACUUGUCCCUGUAGAGAACAAAUUAUUUUUCAGUUUGAACAAAUAUCUGUGUCCUGAUACCUCCAUGGACAGAUUUCUGGGGCUGAAUGGAUCUGAUGGCAAAAGCUGGGUGCUCAUUAGGGGUUUAUUCCAAUCUUCCACAUCCCUUUCUUUUCUCUUGUUUCUACAUGGAACUUCCCCAAAGAGGCUGAUAUUGUAUUGUACAUUACAGUGAAUGUGUUAUACCUGGUAUUGUCAUUAGACAAUCAUGUAUGCAAGUGCAUAAACUGUACAGCAUUACAUUAAGCCAGGCUGGUACAUUCCUCACUGUUUUAAAAUUUGGUUGCAGGUCCCUAUGCUAUCUUUCAGUUUAAUUUGUGUUGCAAUAAAAAUAAGGCAAGAGCUAUUUACCUGAAGCUUCAACUUUGUUAGCAAAACAUAAGAUAUUAAAUAGAUUUUUUCUCUUGCA